Messenger RNA from Sorghum bicolor (sorghum), 3243 nucleotides. RefSeq lists its product as uncharacterized. Bases 765 to 2876 code for a protein of 703 amino acids. NCBI's taxonomy places the organism in Eukaryota, Viridiplantae, Streptophyta, Magnoliopsida, Poales, Poaceae. The transcript is spliced from 2 exons. The record is from RefSeq and is a predicted model, not a curated record.
GCGAGGAGGCUCCUGCUUACGCCGCACAACGCCGUGGCGCCGAGCCAGUCAGGCAGCCAGCGUUGCGCGUGGGGUCGCCGCGGGGGGCGGCGCAACGCAAACGAAGCGAGAUGGCGAGCGAGCAGGACGUGACUGUCCUUGGGCGCUGGAUUCUCGACACUGGUGGAGGCCGACGCCGUCGUCAAUGGUCACGGACUAGCCUUUGUUGCUGUUGCUCUGUGGAGGAUCGAGGCACCGUAGCUGAUGGCCGCAACUUGUUCGACAAAAUGCUCACUGCCUGUUUGGCAAGUGGCAUGGCAUAAGCCAGAGGCGGCCAUGGGCCUCUCACAAAAGGGAAACAGCAUUGCCAUGCCACGGCGGUUAUGUUCCUCAAGGCAACAUCAUGGUAUGCGGAUGUUUCCACAGUUGCCAGGCUGGAGUAGUUGCGGAAAGUGGAAUUGUAGUUCGGACACCCAUGGCACCUUCAAUUGCCGCCCACUGUUACAUCAGCUGUGCUUGGUGCUCCCAGUGGUGGUCCACUGUGUGGCAAAAGGGCAGUCCAAAAUCGGGUGGGCAGGGCAAAGAGCCAACAUUUCUUUGGCCUCUUACCAAAGCAAAGAAUUUGUGCUUUCCUUCAGCUUCAGCAUGCACCUUCCAAAUCGAGUGCCCAUCAGAUCUGCUUAGUGGCCCCUUGCACUGUACUAUGUUGCCCCUUCUCCAUCCAUCUUAUUCUCAAGCGUGGACUAACUAGUUUGGAGAAGCCAUAGACAGACAAGGCACGAGUCAUGGGGAUCAAGAACACCACCACAACUCUUGUCCAGAGCUGGGGCAGCAUUCAAGGCCGUCUGGUGCGAGUCGAGGUCCUCGUCCUCUUCAGCGCCUUCAUCUGGAUCCUUCUUGAGUUAUUUGGCUCACGCCGACGACGAUAUAACCAUGGCUUCUUCCGCUUCUUUGUGUGGGCGGUCUACACGCUCUUCUCCGUUCUGGCCCCCUACACCAUUGGGCUGCUGCAGGAUGGUCCCUUCCGUGAUCAGACUUUCAUCGUGUGGGGUGCCAUCCUCCUCCUCAUCCAAGUGAGUGCCGAUUCUCUCUUGGUCUACAGCAUCCAUGACAUUGAACACAGGAAGAGGGUGCUUGUACAGCACGUGUUACAGAUCAUUCUCGUGCUAUGGCUGAUUCUGAACUGCAAAGGUCAAAACAGAAGCUACGCUGCAACCAUAUGGAUAAUCUGGAUUCAGAGCAUUAUUCUGGCAUACAGGAAUGCUGGGACUCUGAGCAACGCGAGCAAGAAAGGAGGUUUGCUGAAGCAAUCUAAAGUGGUUGCUGACUACAUGAUGAUUGAGCAUGAGCAAAUAGCUCAGGAUGACGUCACUCCGAAUACUGAAACCAUGCAGGGGUAUAGGUACAUAUUCUACGGCGAAGAAGAAGUAGCUUCCCUACUUCCCACCGCACCUGAAUAUGGAGUUGUAUUAGAAGAGGUGACUGAAAAGUGCAUCACCAUAGAUUCCAUGUGGCAAUGGAUAGAGAGCCAGAGUGAUUGCACAGUGGAAGUUGUGGAAACAUUGAAGGAUGUCGCACUUUCCUUCACAUUGUUUAAAUUGUUGAAGCGAAGAUUGUGUGGAUACCGGAUUGGUGAAGCUGGCCUCACCAAGACAUUACAUUUCGUGCUUCAUGGGCUCAUCUCUGAAGAAGACAACUAUGAUCGUGCUUUUGGAGUUGUAGAGAUGGAGUUGGCAUUCCUAUAUGAUUUCCUCUAUACAAGGUUCGAUUCGAAGACUAUAUGUUAUAAGAUCUGGACAAUACUUUUAGUUGUAAUAAAUGUUACUGUUUGGAAUUGUAUCUCUGGAGCAUUUAGCAGGCACUAUCAUCGUAGUAAUUUGGAACAGAGAAUUCAUAAAACCGAUGUUCCUCACUGGGUAACCAUUGUCCUUCUUACCAUUGUGCUACUGUUGUCCUGCAUACAUACCGGCUAUGACAGUAGGUGGGACGUGGUGGACAAUCUCCGGGAAAGAACUCGGAUAUGGAAGAGUCUUAUUAUUAAAGUAAAACGUGAAUCAGGAAGAUCCUGGCAGAGAGCGCUUGGACAGUACUCGCUCUUACUCAACUUUGACUACCACCCGUGGAAUUUGAUACCGCUGCUGUCAUUGGGUUUGGUUGACGCAACAAGAGAAGGACAGAAAGAUGGGGAAAAGAUCAGGUUGAGAAAAUCAGUCAUGCAACGCGUGCUUUCUGGGUUCAAAGGGAGCAAUGGACAGUUACAAGAUGGCCAGUCAGCUCUAGACAGAAAUCAGCUGGGGAGCCACUUAUCAUGGGCCUGCACCCUGCCUACACACAUCCAUAAGAUUCUCGUAUGGCACAUUGGCACAACCAUCGCCAUGGAUGAUCACCAGGUUCCCUUAACUGGUGACGACGAUGUACGUGUUGCCAAGACCCUAUCGGACUACUGUGCCUACCUGGUGGCUUUUGUUCCGGACAUGCUGCCUAGCCAUGGCUAUGACACCCAACGCAUCUUUGACGCCGUGGUCAUGGAAGCUCGGGGAAGCCUCACUGGGUGUGAUACUGUGAGCAGCAGGUGUGAGAAGCUGAUGAUGAUGGUCCUACCAAACAACAACAGCUGCAACAUCCUGGAGCUGGGGGCCAGGCUUGGUAGAGAGCUCAGAGGCGUGGUUCCAGAGGCACGGAGAUGGAAGGUGCUGGCUGAUUUCUGGGCCGACUUCAUACUCUUCCUCGCGCCGUCAAGCAAUGUUGACAUCCACACCGAAAUGCUUGCCGCCGGCGGGGAGUUCAUGACCCACCUCUGGGCACUGCUCACACAUGCUGGCAUUCUAGAGCGCCCCUCUAACGCUGGCGGUGUGGGAGGUAAUCAUGGUAACCCUGCACAUGAUUCUCCUGUUUGAGUAAUCACAGCAUUCUGGUCUGAAGGGUAUUGCUUCGGCUUCUGCUGCCUGCUGGAGUAACUGAUCUAUUGUGAAUGUUUGUUCGUCAGAUUUGAAGUUCAUUUGGGUACAGGGUGAAUCUUGUUUUCACAUGUCCUAGUGUAACAUAGCAGUGUGCCUUUUUCCUCUGCUGCUUUUUUCCUUCUUCUUCUUUUCUUUCUUUCUUUUGUUGUGGAAAGCAGUGUGCUAUUUGUGUAAGAAUAAAGCAAUUGAUGCUGUUUGAUGCACUUUUAUGUGGUUUUUCAGCCGAAGGUGCAUUCUCCAGUUCGCUGUCAUGAAUUGUUGUUACCGAUAAAAUUGGCUGGACAAGAGUUUGUAGUGGUUUACA